This is a messenger RNA of Funneliformis geosporum, 1242 nucleotides long. Lineage: Eukaryota; Fungi; Glomeromycota; Glomeromycetes; Glomerales; Glomeraceae. The record is from the annotation of a GenBank genome assembly.
AUGUUGGAUUGGGAUAAGUUGAAAUGUAAGGCAUUAGCAGAGUUAGCGGAUUUCAAUGGAAAAACUUACGAAACAAAACUUAACCAAAGAGCGAUUAAACAAGCGAAAGUUUUACAUGAUACAGAGGAAUUAAAAGAAUGUUUAUGGGAUUUACUAGACCAUAAUUUCUUUGGAUAUGGCGGAGACGAAUUGCCGAGGGAAGUAUGGGAUUUUAUUUUAUUUAUCCUUAUGGAAUUACCAAAAAAUACCGAAAAAACAAGGUUAGAUUUAGAAUAUGUGGCGGAUUAUUAUGGAUUUGACAGAGAGGAUAUUUAUUUAAAAAGAAUAUGCCAAGCAGAAGUCCAAGUAAGCGAAGCACAAUUUUAUAAAAGUAAAGGGCAUUGUAAAUCUUGCUAUUAUGUGAGAUUUGAAAAGCCAAAAUUAAUGAAAAAGAUUUUUAAAGAAAUAAACAAAAAAAACAAAAUGAAUAUAACGAAUAAUAAUUAUUGUUUAAUAGACGGAGACGGAAGCAGAGAUUUAACCCCAUGCGUGGGUUGUAAAAAGUUGGUAGAGGAUAGGUAUUUAUGUAGCGAAGUGGAAAGCAGAGAAGCGGAGGAAUUAAAAGGUAUAAUUAGUGAUAUUAACGACCAAAAACAAGAAGCGAAAGUUAAAUUAGAGGAAUAUUUAAUUAGAAAUGGAGAAGUUAAAGAGGGUUUUGGUGAAUUCGAUAUGAAUACUAAAAACGAAAACAAAGCAAGAAAAGAUUUUGUAAAAAAUUACAUAGAAAAUAAAGAAACAAAAGAAUUAAAGGAUUUAGAAAAAAGUUUAAAGGUUAUAAUUAAUGACUUGAAAAACAUUGUUCUUUCGGUUAGAGAUAAAAAAUUUUUGGAACAAACCAAAGCAGAAUUAAAAAUUGUUAGAAAAGCAUUGAGCGAGGAUAAAAAAUUAGAAAAGUUGAUAGCAGAAGUGGAGCAAGAAAGUUAUAGGGCGACUUAUGAUAUUGUAAACGCAACAUAUCCUCUCCCCAAUGUCUUUUUAAUUAAGGAUGAAAUAGAACCAUUAACUAGCAGAACGGGAUUUUUCCCCGAACAAGAUACCGAUUUUAGAAUUACAUUGAGAAAUGAUAUUAUUGAUUACUAUGGAGGAGACGAGGACGAUUACCACCAAAAACUUUUAACUGGUGAAAUAACACCCCGAGAAGUAGGAGAAGCGGUGGCAACUUUAUAUGUCAGCAAAGUUUUUAAUAAAAAUGGAGACUUGUAA